Messenger RNA from Adineta ricciae, 810 nucleotides. The record is from the annotation of a GenBank genome assembly. NCBI's taxonomy places the organism in Eukaryota, Metazoa, Rotifera, Eurotatoria, Adinetida, Adinetidae.
AUGUCUAUAUCACUAUUUGUAUUGAUUGGAUUUAUCUAUUAUGUUUUAGCUGCACCAACUGCAAAUGAGCCGCUUCAAAUUGUUACUGCUCGUGCUGAUACUUCACGAUCUUUUUCAGUCGACAAACAUGUUGAUAAAGUCCUUUCGUUUUGGACUGACGAUAAACUGAAAGCAGCACGACCAGUGAUGCCAAACCGUAAGCUUAACGCUCAAUCGAUAACAAAACUGCAGCCAAUAACGAAUGGCCCACUUGGCUUCGUCGAUGGAACAAUUGGAUCAUUACAAAAGGCAGCCGUAGAAGCAGGAAUUGUUUCAGGAAUAGAUCAAAAUGAUCCCUCAAGCAGAAAAGUUUUUAGCGGUACAGGACGUCAUACAUAUACAGUUGGGAAAAUUUUUUGGAAUAUAACUGCGAACAGUUAUGGAAUAUGCUCAGGUACUAUUGUUACAGCUGGAAAUAAAGAUACAAUUGUCACAGCUGGUCACUGUUGCUAUGAUCAUGAUGCAAAGAAAUGGCGUAUCAAUCAGAACUUUAUUUUUAUUCCCGGCUACAAUAAUGGAGCUCAACCAUAUGGUAAAUGGGCGGCUCGAGCUAUGACAGCAUAUAGUUCCUGGACAGUUAAUCAAAACUACAACUAUGAUGUUUGUUUUGUAAACCUUUAUACAAAUUCUAAAGGUCAACAUAUUCAAGCGUUACAGGGUUCAGAAGGUCUCGGUUAUAACUAUCCACGAAAUGCACUGACAUAUUCAUUUGGUUAUCCAUACAAUUUGCAACAAGGUCAAGUCAUGCAAUAUUGUUCCGNUAUAUACUGA